Messenger RNA from Loa loa (African eye worm), 1206 nucleotides. RefSeq names its product TK/FER protein kinase. NCBI's taxonomy places the organism in Eukaryota, Metazoa, Nematoda, Chromadorea, Rhabditida, Onchocercidae. Gene Ontology annotation, biological process: protein phosphorylation. The record is from RefSeq and is a predicted model, not a curated record. Gene Ontology annotation, molecular function: ATP binding; protein tyrosine kinase activity. The transcript has 8 exons. Bases 1 to 1206 code for a protein of 401 amino acids.
AUGAAACCAUUCAAAAAACAAAACCCUGUUGGACCAUUUGUGGGGAAAGUGGUAGUAAAAGCGAAUGAUAACCUUCUGUCGGAAACUUAUUAUCAUGGUAUUGUUAAUUGUGUCGAUGUGGGAAAAUUGUUGAUAAGAGAUGGAGAUUUUCUGUUGGGUAUUCCGGAAGAAGACGAAGAAGAGUCGAUUGUAUGGGUGGUGCGUUAUAAUCGUGAUCUAUGGGCAUUUAAUAUUGGUCUAACCGAAAAGGGUCUAUUUUUCGUGAAUCACAAAUGCUUCAAAAAAAUUAGCGAAAUGAUCUCAGAUUAUGUUCGCACACGUAAACCAAUUCAUGAAACGCAGCCCAUCGUUGUAAAGCGACCUGUUCCUCAUCCGGCCUGGGUAGUAUCACACGAUCGAGUACGUCUGAAAGAUGAGCUUGGUCAAGGGGCAUUUGGUCGUGUGUAUAAAGGUGUACUACAAGUUGGUCAUACUUACAUGACAGUUGCUGUGAAAACAUGCGCUGGACAAGCCAGCGAUAAAACUAAACGAGCUUCAUUCCUUCAAGAAGCCAAGGUUAUGAGGGACUAUAAGCAUGAGAAUUUGGUGCAGUUUAUUGGUAUCGCAUGUCAGAAAGAGCCAUUGAUGAUAAUUGUCGAAUUCUGUGGUGGCGGAUCCCUAUUAAAGUAUUUACGAAAUAAAGGAGCGCAUCUCGGAAUAGCAACCAGAUAUCGUUUUGGUAAGGAAGCAUCGGCUGGUCUGAAAUAUUUGGAGGAGAAAAGAUGUAUCCAUCGAGAUGUAGCUGCUAGAAAUUGUCUUCUUACGGAGCAUGAAUUAGCGGAAUUAUUUUUCAUUCAGUUAAAAAUAUGCGAUUUUGGAUUGUCGAUCAAGGAACAGCAAGUUUCCAAUUCCGAAAUACAGUUGCCGACAAAAUGGCUUUCACCGGAAGCAAUUAAAUCAAUGCAAUUUACCACCAAAAGUGAUGUUUGGGCAUUUGGUGUACUGUUGUUCGAGAUAUUUACCGAUGGCAGCGAACCAUAUCAUGGUAUGAGUAAUGCAGAAGUGCGAGAAAAAUUAACUGAUGGGAGCAAGUAUCGAAUGGAAAUACCUCUUGACGUACCGCCGGGUAUCAUGGAAUUGAUCAAAAAGUGCUGGAUGGAAGAACCAAAGCAAAGACCAACAUUUAAAGAGAUUAAUCGGACACUUACCAAAAUAGCAUUUGUUUGA